Messenger RNA from Exophiala spinifera, 1308 nucleotides. RefSeq names its product eukaryotic peptide chain release factor subunit 1. Gene Ontology annotation, molecular function: translation release factor activity, codon specific; sequence-specific mRNA binding. Bases 1 to 1308 code for a protein of 435 amino acids. Gene Ontology annotation, cellular component: cytosol; translation release factor complex. Lineage: Eukaryota; Fungi; Ascomycota; Eurotiomycetes; Chaetothyriales; Herpotrichiellaceae. Gene Ontology annotation, biological process: cytoplasmic translational termination. The record is from RefSeq and is a predicted model, not a curated record. The transcript has a single exon.
AUGAGUGCCCCUCAACAGCAAAACGAGGCGGAAAAAAACAUCGAAAUAUGGAAGGUUAAAAAACUGAUCAAACGCCUCGAGGCGGCCCGGGGUAACGGUACCUCCAUGAUUUCUCUCAUCAUUCCACCCAAAGAUCAGGUCUCGCGUGCGGCAAAGAUGUUGGCUGAAGAAUUCGGUACUGCCUCGAACAUCAAAUCUCGAGUCAACCGUCUAUCUGUCCUGUCAGCCAUUACCUCCACUCAGCAACGUCUAAAGCUGUACAACAAAGUCCCCCCGAACGGCCUGGUCGUCUACUGUGGAGAAAUCAUCACCUCCGAAGGAAAGGAAAGAAAGAUCAACAUAGACUUUGAGCCGUUCAAGCCUAUCAACACCUCGCUCUACCUUUGUGACAACAAAUUCCAUACCGAGGCUCUCAGCGAACUUCUCGAGUCGGAUCAGAAAUUUGGUUUCAUCAUCAUGGAUGGUAACGGAGCACUCUUUGGCACACUUAGCGGAAAUACAAGAGAAGUUCUCCAGAAGUUCUCGGUCGAUCUGCCCAAGAAGCACGGCCGUGGUGGUCAAUCUGCCCUUCGUUUUGCUCGUCUCAGAGAAGAAAAGCGUCACAAUUACGUGCGUAAAGUUGCAGAACUGGCAGUUCAGAACUUCAUCACCAACGACAAAGUCAAUGUUGCCGGGUUGGUCCUAGCUGGUUCGGCCGAUUUCAAGAACGACUUGAACCAGUCGGACAUGUUCGACGGUCGUCUUCAAGCUAAAGUGAUCAAAGUCGUCGAUGUCUCUUAUGGUGGCGAGAACGGUUUCAAUCAGGCCAUCGAUCUCGCUUCCGAAACCUUGAGUAAUGUUAAAUUUAUCCAGGAGAAGAAGCUGAUCGGCAAAUAUUUCGAGGAGAUCAGUCAAGACAGUGGCCGUGUCUGCUACGGUGUUGAAGAUACUUUGAAAGCCUUGGAACUGGGUGCUUGCGAAACCCUGAUUGUUUACGAAAACUUGGAUGUCACCCGAUGGGUUCUGAAGGCUUCGGAUGGCUCUGAAAAGAUUUUCCACACUACCAAGGCCCAAGAGGCUAAUCGUGAGCAAUUCAUGGACAAAGAAACUGGCCAGGAAAUGGAAGUAAUCGAUCAGAGUUCUUUCCUCGAGUGGCUCGCCGAGAAAUACAAGGAUUUUGGUGCCGCAUUGGAGUUUGUCUCUGACCGAUCCAGCGAAGGCAACCAAUUUGUGAAAGGCUUUGGUGGUAUCGGUGCUAUCUUGCGCUACAAGGUCAACUUUGAACAGUUGGCUGACGCUGACGACGAAGACGAAUUCUAUGAUGAUUGA